Molecule: messenger RNA, 1855 nt
Organism: Pectinophora gossypiella (pink bollworm)
Lineage: Eukaryota; Metazoa; Arthropoda; Insecta; Lepidoptera; Gelechiidae
Gene: Mvd
Product: diphosphomevalonate decarboxylase
Exons: 1
Coding region: 112-1281 (389 amino acids)
Biological process (GO): isopentenyl diphosphate biosynthetic process, mevalonate pathway; isoprenoid biosynthetic process
Cellular component (GO): cytosol
Molecular function (GO): ATP binding; diphosphomevalonate decarboxylase activity
Source: RefSeq, a predicted model, not a curated record
CAUGAAAUUUUGGAUUUGUCAAAUUAAAUUAGAAAAGAGAUUUUCGCGGCAGGACGGAUUAUUUGAAUAUAUUUCCUUAAAUAAAUUAACACCUCGUUAAUUUAAAAGAAUAUGGCAGAAAUUACAACAGUGGUCGCACCUGUGAACAUAGCUGUGAUAAAAUAUUGGGGUAAACGUGAUGAGGAAUUAAUAUUACCGUUAAAUGAUUCCGUUAGUGCUACUUUAGAUACUGGUGUAAUGUGUGCUAAAACUUCGGUAUGUGCUAGCCCCAAUUUCAGCGAGAAUGAGAUAUGGUUGAAUGGGCAGAAAGAAUCAUUCAUCAACACACGACUACAGAAUUGUUUAAAGGAAAUUAAAUCAAGAGCAGCUUCAGAAAAAAGUGUUGAUGAUAUUUUUUUAACAUGGAAGGUGCAUAUUUGUUCAGAAAAUAACUUUCCAACUGCUGCAGGGCUUGCUUCCUCUGCAGCUGGUUACGCAUGUUUAGUGAGUGCUUUGGCUAAAUUAUACAAAGUGAAAUCAAAUGUGAGUUCAAUAGCGAGAUUGGGGUCAGGAAGUGCUUGUAGGAGCGUGUUCGGCGGCUUUGUAAGAUGGCACGCUGGUGUGAAACCUGAUGGAACAGAUUCUAUUGCUACCCAGAUUGUAGAUUCAUCUCACUGGCCAGAAAUGAGAGCACUGAUUCUAGUUGUUGGAGACACAAAAAAGAAAGUAAGUUCUACAAAAGGAAUGAAAAUAUCUGUUGAAACAUCUGAUCUACUGAAAUACAGAGUUGAGCAUUGUGUACCUAAGAGAACUGAAGAAAUAUGUAAAGCAAUUAAAGAGAGAAAUUUUGAAAAAUUUGCUGAAAUAACUAUGAAAGAAAGCAAUCAGUUUCAUGCUAUCUGCUUGGAUUCAUACCCACCAUUUGUUUACACUAAAGAAAAUUCAUAUAAAAUUAUAGAAUUGAUUCAUGGCUACAAUCAAGCUUCUGGUGCAGUGAAGGUAGCAUAUACAUUUGAUGCUGGACCAAAUGCAUGUUUGUAUUUACUUGAGAAAGAUGUUCCUGAAGUUUUGUCUCUCAUCAAACACAUUUUUCCAUCUUCAACACCAGAUAAAUAUGUAACAGGUCUCAGUGUUAAUUCAGCAAGUGUAAACCCUGAACUGUUGAGGGGGUUAUCUAUUCAGCCUCAAGAAAGUGAUCUAAUAAAAUAUGUAAUUUAUACUAAAGUAGGAGAGGGCCCUACAGAAGUAACUGAUGGAUCUCAUCUUUUAAAUGAGUUGGGCCUUCCAAUAACUCGAAGUUGAUGAUAGUAGCAGCUAAGGUUGUCACUUUUUAGGUUUUAAACAGGUAUAAGGGAUAACAAUUAUUGUGUAAGGGAAAACAGUAUACUAAUUUUAUUAUUUGAAUGUUUUUUGGGUACUUGAUGUUAAUGUAUAUCUUGGAAAUUGUAUGUGGUUAAAAGGAAAAUGAACUGUAUUUAAAAUAAACUUACUUUAUUUACAUUAUAAUAAAGAAUAUUCUUACAAUAAGAUUUGUCAAAGAUAACAUUCACAUCAUUCAAACCAGUCAUUCUUUACAAAGGAGAUCAGACAAUGAAAAGACUACAUUAUCUUAUAACAAUUCCAUUUAUUUUUAUCCUCACUUGUAUCAUGUAUUCAGCACAAAAAUAAAUGAAACCACCACUCCUGCACUUCUUAUCGUGCAGAGACUGACACCUGCCAGACUCUGAUGAUGUUGUCAGAGUAUCCAGCGAAGAGGGUUUGACCAUCAGUAGACCAGGCAAGGGACAGGCACUGAGGAGGAUCAGACUUCGAAUUCUGUUGCUGAUUGAUGAUUUCUGGUCUGAGCUCUUCAACCAUCUCCUUGCUUUCAAGAUCC